AUGUGGCUUCUUGACGUAAACUCUGUACGGCUGAUAUUCUAUGCCAACGAAGAGCAGACCCCGCCGUACGCAAUCCUUUCGCAUACAUGGUCUGACGAUGAGGUGUCGUUCCAAGACAUAAAGUCGAUACCCUCCGGCAAUGACUUAGCAACCAAGGCUGGUUGGUCCAAGAUAGAGCAUGCUUGUCGUCUCGCAUUGUCUUUCGGACUCAGCUAUGUCUGGGUUGAUACUUGCUGCAUCGACAAGUCGAGCAGCGCCGAACUCCAAGAGGCAAUAAACUCCAUGUUCAGAUGGUACGAACUGGCACAGAUAUGCUUCGCUUACUUAUCCGAUGUUUCUACCUCUGAUGAUCAUAAUGUCAAAGGGUCGUCUUUUCGCCGUUCUCGUUGGUUCAAAAGAGGCUGGACGUUGCAGGAGCUAAUUGCUCCAAAUGAAGUCGCUUUCUAUGAUAAAGAUUGGAAACCGCUAUUUACAAGAGGAAAUACAGUAGACCUAAUCAGAGCUAUUACUGGUAUCAGAGAAUACUUUUUGUCUAAUCAACAUCGAGAUAAAGAUAAAGACAUAUGCAACAUGCUCUCGACAGCAAGCGUUGCUGAACGAAUGGCUUGGAUGAAUAAUCGAAAUACAACAAGACCCGAGGAUCUAGCUUACUGUUUGCUAGGCAUAUUUGACAUCAAUAUGCCCAUGCUCUAUGGAGAAGGUUCAAAGGCCUUUCAGAGAUUACAAGAAGAGAUCAUGAAGAAAAACGAUGAUAGCAGCUUGUUUGGUUGGGGCUACCAAGAGCUACAUAACCAGUGGCGUUUCGAACAAGAGUCUCUUCUUGCGCCACAUCCCUCUUCGUUCAGACUUUGCGGCGACAUUGAACCCUGUCCCCUGGUAGGAUUCAGCGCACCUACGUUCUCGAUGACCCAAAGGGGGUUGCAGAUGGAAGUUCCCGUGCGUGUCGACUUGACGCACCAACUACUUGUCUACAUGAUACUGGGUUGUUCUCCUCGUUCGACAGAAGAAGGUCUUGAUCAAAAGAACGUUCCUAAAUCCUUCGUGGCGAUACCAUUAAUAUCUACAAGUGCUUACGAUCUAUUUGAUGCAGGUGAGGGGGCUCAAAAGGGAGAGUACUUGCGUCCCAAAUGGUGCAGGCCUACUCUUGUCUCUGAGAAAUUCCUAAGUCAGGCCAACACGACCAGCAUAGUUAUCCGACGACCCUCGGAGCGACUUGGUAAACUUCAAAAGUUGCCUAUCUCCAUUGCAUCCCCCGCAGUCUCCGUCAUGCAAGACUACACUAUACUAGGGACCUAUCCACCACAGCCGAUCGGAAGUCAAUUGCUUUUAAUCCAGUCAUCACAGCAUGUACCAGAUGUUGCACCACCACCUGAUAUCCAAAAGAAGGUUCCGGUUCCUCUGUCAAUUAUGUAUUCGAAGGAGCAUCAAAUAAUGAUCCAAAUAAACAUACCGACGCUCGGCGACUUCGUCGUCGUCUUGGGGUAUCGGGCAGUGGGAUGGCGUAGGAGUCAAGGCAUGAAUAUCUGGCAGUGCCUUGAUAUCAAAAGUCACGUUUUCAAGUUCCCGGACAAUAUCAACAUAGAAGCCCUGCACACCUUGUCCAUCACACAAGACUUCACUUCUCUACCAGGAGUUAGUCCAAUCCUUCUAGCUGAUCGCUGUAUGUACAAAGUUGGCACUGAGAUCGAUGCGUACCUUGAAUUUCUACUCACGAAGGAUGACAAGCGAUCAGGGAUUUCGAAUGCAUUUAUUAGCGUCAUUCGCCCCUCAGGCAACUGUCACGAGCAGGAAUGCUACAGUUCUAUGUUUCAAAUCCAGUUACUUCUAUAA
This is a messenger RNA of Fusarium pseudograminearum CS3096, 1830 nucleotides long. RefSeq lists its product as uncharacterized. Lineage: Eukaryota; Fungi; Ascomycota; Sordariomycetes; Hypocreales; Nectriaceae. Bases 1 to 1830 code for a protein of 609 amino acids. The record is from RefSeq and is a predicted model, not a curated record. The transcript is spliced from 3 exons.